AUAAUCCCUUCCCUGGGUUCCCCACGACCUUCUUUCGUCUGGCUUUCGAAUUUAGUGUUCUUGUUUGGCGGCGUUGCGAUCAGCUAAGUUUUCUUCUCUUUCGAUCUCCGUUCGAUUUCGAUCCAAGAGAGUCUCGUUUCGUUUCCCUCUUUCCUGCUUUCGAUCCGCCUCUCUUCCGUUGUCAGAUCUGUCUGAGUUCGAUUUAGAUCUAGGGUUCUUUCGUUUGGGAUUUUGGUUGUUGGUUUUGGGGAUCGGGUGAUGAGUUAGGGGUCCUGUGAAAACACAAAUGAUUCUAGAUUUUCUAUGAGCUACGCGAUCCUAAUGCGUCGGAUUCGUAUUCUGCACUCCUUCUCGGUCGUGUUCCUCUACUGGUUCUAUGUUUUCUCAUGAAUUGAUCUCAUAAUCCUGCCUGAUCUGAUUCUUCGAUCGUGUUUUUUCGGAGAUAUUCGUUUGAUCUAACUCAAUUAUUCGUAGUUUAGGAAGCGGAAGAUAAAUCCUUUCUACAAUCUCAAAAUAAACUCAUUUUGCGUAUCUAGUAGUAUAAUAUUAUCGUUGAAUUUUGGGGAGAAAAACAAAGCAAGUCAGCACAUGGGAUCGGUGCAAAGGCAGAUGAGCUCGGAAUCAGAACUUGAUCCGAGGUACGCGACCAUAACGGACGAGAGGAAGAGGAAGAGGAUGAUUUCCAACAGGGAAUCUGCUCGGAGGUCUCGCAUGAGGAAGCAGAAGCAGCUGGAGGACCUGAGCAAUGAAGCGACCACUCUGAAGAACGAGAACUCCAAGGUCUCCGAGCAGAUUGGGGCAGCUACGAGGAGGUACACCGAUAUGGAGGCGCAGAACAACGUUCUGAGGGCGCAGGCGUCGGAGUUGACAGAUAGGCUGAGGUCGUUGAACUCGGUGUUGGAGAUGGUUGAGGAGAUGAGCGGGAUGGCUCUGGAUAUUCCUGAGAUCCCUGAAUCUAUGCAGAACCCAUGGCAGAUUGCCUGUCCAGCGCAGCCGAUAAUGGCGUCUGCUGAUAUCUUUGAGUUCUGAUGGAGCUCGGAGUUGCUUCUGGGCCGUGGAGUAGUCGUCCUAUGUCUUUGCGAGUCUAAAGCUUUGGUUUUUUUUUGGUUAAAAUAUCGUCUGUUCUUUCUCUUUGCGCCUCUGUGGUAUUUUUCAGUUUAGGUAAUGAUGGGUCGAUUCAGCAUUGUGUGUUCUACUGGAUUUGGAAAUCGGUAAAUGUCAUCAUGUGUCAGCCGAAUGCAUAUCUAUUUGCAUCUUUUAGGGGUUUGUUUGCAAUUCUUUCUGUCAAGAAACUGGUGAGCCAACUAAAUUGGAUCCAUCCAUUCCAGUGAUCAAGUAUCA
This is a messenger RNA of Tarenaya hassleriana, 1341 nucleotides long. Its product is annotated as bZIP transcription factor 53-like. The transcript has a single exon. Bases 589 to 1029 code for a protein of 146 amino acids. Gene Ontology annotation, biological process: positive regulation of DNA-templated transcription. Gene Ontology annotation, molecular function: transcription cis-regulatory region binding; DNA-binding transcription factor activity. Gene Ontology annotation, cellular component: nucleus. The record is from RefSeq and is a predicted model, not a curated record. NCBI's taxonomy places the organism in Eukaryota, Viridiplantae, Streptophyta, Magnoliopsida, Brassicales, Cleomaceae.